AUGGAAAGCACGCAUGUGAAAGUGCUCCAGCUGUUUGACAUGCCCGCGGUACAGUACACAAGUCUCGCACCCAUACAGGAGAGAGGUGAAGACAACAGCUCUGUGAACUAUCAGCUUCGUAGAGACGCAAAUGUUAUGGUGAUUGUGCACCUCUGUGCCCCCGCCCCUAGGCCCCUAACGCUUGGCUUGCUUUGCUGAUCCUGGAUGUGGCUUCCCUCGUUUGAGAUGAUGCUGCCCAGGUACUUGAAGCUGUCGACAUUUGCCAGCGGCGUGUCGUUGGUGCUAAUGUUUGGCCCCACUGGUGGUGUUUGGAGUAGGCUGGUGCAGUACCUCGGUCUUGCUGAGGCUGAUAGUCAGCCCGAAGGCCUUCGACGCCUCCUAGAUUUGUUGAUCUGCAGUUUGCUGUCCUUGUUUGCGAGAAGGGCACAAUCUUCCGCAAAUAGGGCUUCUUGAAUCAGUUGGUGCCAGCACUUUGUCUUUGCGUUCAGAUGCUGGAGAUCAAAAAGGGAGAAAUCCAGGCGGUAUCUGAUAUCCUCCAUGUCCUGUACAGCAUGUGCCAGCAUGCACUUGGAGAAGAGGUUAACAGGUCUGGGGCUGCAGUCGGACUUGCUCCCGUUAUUCUUGUGGAAAGAAACGAUGAUACCAUCCCGAAAGUCUUCAAGCAUGACAUCCUCGCUCCUAUACUUUGCAGAACAAAGCCUCUAGUGCGUUGCGGCCCCCAGCUUUGAAAAUCUCAGCUGGGAUACUGUCUAUUCCUAACGUUCUGUUGGAUUUCAUGGCGGAGAUAAAUAUUUGGAGGCUGAUCAAGUCCCUCAACGACAGGUUGUUGCGGGAUCUGCUGGAGAGUCGCUUUUUCAACUGUGGAAGGCCUCUUGAGUUAUGUCGAGCAGCGUACAGCCCAGCGACCUCUGAGUCCUUCCUGGUCUUUGAUCAAGUUCGAUCUGUCAGAAGACAGCAGGGAGGAGCACCCUGA
Porites evermanni is the source of this 973-nucleotide messenger RNA. NCBI's taxonomy places the organism in Eukaryota, Metazoa, Cnidaria, Anthozoa, Scleractinia, Poritidae. The record is from the annotation of a GenBank genome assembly.